CCAAAGAUACCCUGUACCAAAAACCCUAAAACCCCUUGUUACCUCUUCACAGCCACUGGUGCCUCCUCUCCUCGAGCAGCUCCAAUCUCCGGCAGAACCAAACGUUCAUCGGAGAACUCUUGACGAUCUCCGCCGCACUGCCGCCGUUCUUCCUCUCUCCGGUGAGUGAUUUCAAUAUGACUAUUUCUGCAACACUUUCUUCCCAUGGAAAAAUACUCAUGUCACCACUUAGAAAGAGUGAAUGGGCAAAUCAACCUGUGCUCUGUAAAUCUGUUGAAUUGUUUAAAAAUGGACGAAAUGAAUACCGUAUGUCAACAAAUAGCAACAAAUUCCAAUGCCGUGCAUUGGAGAUCGAAAAUAAAUCUUCAACUAAGUUUCACCUUGAUGAUGUAAUUGAAUCUCAACAAUUUGAUAGAGAAACUCUUAGUGCGAUAUUUGAAGUAGCACAGGAGAUGGAGAAAAUCGAGAAGAAUUCGAUUGGUGGAAGAAGAAGUGAGAUUCUUAAGGGUUAUCUUAUGGCUACUCUGUUUUAUGAACCUUCAACUAGAACUAGGCUUUCAUUUGAAUCUGCUAUGAAGCGUUUAGGAGGAGAAGUACUAACAACUGAAAAUGCUCGUGAAUUUUCGUCUGCGGCGAAAGGUGAAACACUAGAAGAUACAAUUAGAACUGUUGAAGGUUACUCUGAUAUCAUUGUUAUGAGGCAUUUCGAAAGUGGUGCUGCUCGACGAGCUGCAUUGACUGCAUCUAUUCCGAUUAUAAAUGCAGGAGAUGGUCCGGGACAACACCCGACUCAGGCUCUUCUAGAUGUGUAUACGAUUGAACGAGAAAUAGGGAAACUCGAUGGUAUAAACAUUGCUCUUGUUGGUGAUUUAGCAUACGGGAGGACAGUUCGUUCACUUGCUCAUUUGCUUGCGCUGUAUAAAGAUGUGAAGAUUUACUUUGUAUCCCCUGAUGUUGUUAAAAUGAAGGAUGACAUAAAGGAUUACUUGACAUCAAUGGGGGUUCGAUGGGAGGAAAGUGCUGAUUUGAUCGAGGUGGCUUCUAAAUGUGACGUGGUGUAUCAAACUCGGAUUCAACGAGAGAGAUUUGGAGAGAGGGUUGAUUUGUAUGAAGAAGCUCGAGGGAAGUAUAUCGUUGAUAUGAGUGUCGUAAAUGCUAUGCAGAAACAUGCUGUAGUGAUGCAUCCUUUGCCAAGACUUGAUGAGAUAACGGUUGAUGUCGAUGGUGAUCCGAGGGCUGCUUAUUUCAGACAAGCUAAGAAUGGUCUUUACAUUCGGAUGGCGCUUUUGAAGCUUCUACUCCUUGGUUGGUGAAAGACGCGAACUUUUUAUGUAGCGAAAUCGUGCUGCUUGUUGUCUGGAUUCUGCUGUUGUUGAAUUCUAGAUUUAGUUAACUUGUUUUAGCAUAAAAGAAAAUUGAAUCUCUUUCUUUGUUCACAAAAUAGUACAUUCUAUAUAUUCAUUUUGAAAACUUUGAAAAA
Molecule: messenger RNA, 1480 nt
Organism: Solanum pennellii
Lineage: Eukaryota; Viridiplantae; Streptophyta; Magnoliopsida; Solanales; Solanaceae
Product: aspartate carbamoyltransferase, chloroplastic
Exons: 1
Coding region: 177-1313 (378 amino acids)
Biological process (GO): 'de novo' pyrimidine nucleobase biosynthetic process; amino acid metabolic process
Molecular function (GO): amino acid binding; aspartate carbamoyltransferase activity
Source: RefSeq, a predicted model, not a curated record